Macadamia integrifolia is the source of this 683-nucleotide messenger RNA. Its product is annotated as ADP-ribosylation factor-like protein 8a. Lineage: Eukaryota; Viridiplantae; Streptophyta; Magnoliopsida; Proteales; Proteaceae. Gene Ontology annotation, molecular function: GTP binding; GTPase activity. Bases 267 to 683 code for a protein of 138 amino acids. The record is from RefSeq and is a predicted model, not a curated record. The transcript has 5 exons.
AAAAUUGUUUUUGGUAGAAUUUGUUUAUUACAAUUAAGAAUAGUUUUUGAGGUAGUCUCCUGACUCUCCCCUCUUCGUCUCUUCGUCUCUUCGUCUCUUCGUCGCUUACGAACUUUUGGGCAAAGAAGCUUUGCGAAGGCUAGAGUCAAUUUAAAGUCGAGCUCCCACAGAUUUUUCUUCCGUCUUCGUUCUCAAACCAAAACCCUAAUUCCUUAAUUCUCUUCUCUCCUGUUUUACAUUCUUUUCAGCUCUCCUAUCAUUCUUCGAUGGGGUUGUGGGAAGCUUUCCUCAAUUGGCUGCGAAGCCUUUUCUUCAAGCAAGAAAUGGAGUUGUCUUUGAUAGGUCUUCAAAAUGCUGGAAAAACUUCACUUGUGAAUGUCAUUGCUACUGGAGGAUAUAGUGAAGACAUGAUCCCUACGGUAGGGUUUAAUAUGAGGAAGGUGACGAAAGGGAAUGUCACUAUAAAGCUUUGGGAUCUUGGAGGGCAGCCGAGAUUUCGCAGUAUGUGGGAGAGAUAUUGCCGUGCAGUUUCCGCUAUUGUGUACACUUCCUACUUUUUUUAUUCAGCUUUUUUCUUUUCCUGGUCUAUUACCUCUGAGAAUUCUUUCUUAAUUUCUUCUGCACUUACACCAAGUCAGCGAGAUGCUGGGAACCUAAUAUGUUCUGCUUCUUUGGAUGGAUGA